AUGUCUAAUGAGACGCCCCAAUCCUCCUCCCCGGUGAAAGCUUCAUACUAUUUCCUGAAUUCGGGAAAAAAGUUUGAUACCGAAACCACUGACUCAACUGUCUUCACUCACCUUUUCUGGGCCUUUGCUCAAAUCGACCCUAGCAGCCACGAGGUCGAUAUCUCCACCAUGAACCUACCCCAAUUCUACAAGUUCACAGAAAUCGUCCACGUGAAAAACAAGCCAUUGCAAUUCCUCUUGUCGAUAGGCGGUAAAAACGCAGCAAAAACCGCGUUUGAUUCCAUGACAAGCAAACCCGAAAACCGGAAAGCUUUCAUUGAUUCUUCCAUCAGUGUCGCUAGAGAGUACGGUUUCAACGGGCUCGAUCUUGUAAAUCUUGCUUGGGAAUAUCCAAGCAAUACAGUGGAGAUGGCCAACUUCAAGAAACUUAUUGAAGAAUGGCGUGUGGCUGUUCAGAACGAUUCAGACGAUAGCGGUCGACUUCCUUUGCUGUUAACCGCUGCGGUUCACUACUCCCCCUAUUACAACUCCGUGCAGUACCCAGUUCAGGCCAUUGCCGAUAAUUUGGAUUUUGUUAACAUAAUGUCAUAUGACUUUUAUGGACCGGGUUGGUCCGACGUUACCGGACCACCUGCUGCUCUGUAUGAUCCUUCAAAUCCGGCAGGUAUUAGCGGUGACGCCGGGUUGCGCAAGUGGCUUGAGGCCAACCUUCCGGCUAAAAAGGCAGUCUUAGGGUUCUCAUACUGUGGUUGGGCCUGGAAACUCGAAGACCCCAAGGCUAGUGGCUAUGAUGCAGCCACCGAUGGAGCAGCUAUAACACCCGACGGUUCUGUGACCUACGAUGAGAUAAAGGACUAUAUUGUGACUAGCGGAGCAGCGACAUAUCAUGAUCCGGCGGUGGUCGGAUUCUAUUGCCACGCCGGAACCACGUGGAUCGGGUAUGAUGAUAAUCAGAGUAUUGUCUCCAAAGUGAAGUAUGCUAAGCAAAAUGGUCUGCACGGUUACUUCUCGUGGCAUCUUGCAGCUGACUAUAACGGCGGUCUCUCUCGUGCAGCAUCGCUUGCAUGGGACACUACAGACAUAACCACCGGAAAAUAG
Messenger RNA from Raphanus sativus (radish), 1098 nucleotides. RefSeq names its product class V chitinase-like. Gene Ontology annotation, molecular function: chitinase activity; chitin binding. Bases 1 to 1098 code for a protein of 365 amino acids. Gene Ontology annotation, biological process: chitin catabolic process; carbohydrate metabolic process. Gene Ontology annotation, cellular component: extracellular region. The record is from RefSeq and is a predicted model, not a curated record. Lineage: Eukaryota; Viridiplantae; Streptophyta; Magnoliopsida; Brassicales; Brassicaceae. The transcript is spliced from 4 exons.